AUGUCGUUAAAAGGCUUAGAAAAACAUGGUAUCUUUGUGGCUGCGGUUACAAUUUUGAUAAGUUUUAUGAUUCUAAUGAAUGAAAUAUCGAUGAUCAAAUAUAUUUUUAUGUUUCACGAUGAUCAUGGUUUAAGUAUCCAGUUUAUACUCCAGCAUACUGGCAUAUUUACAUUUGGCUUGUUAACUGCUAUAUCGGCUACUUUACUGAUUUGGGGUAUUGUAAAGAAAUAUCCUAAACUUAUUGUACCCUGGCUAACAUUGGCAACAUUAUCGGCUAUUGUAUUCACCUGCUGUAACAUCUAUGAUAUUGUUUAUCGCAAUCAUCAAUGGGAUGAUAUAUUGUUUGUUUUAAUUAUUGUUGGUAUGCAAAUUAUUUUAAUUUAUCCCAUUUAUAUACUGGCUGCUGAUAUUCGUAUAGAAAACUUGGAAGCUAAGGAAUAUUCCGAAUCGAAUGAGAAAAAUAAUUUUGGUGAUUAUUUUAUAAGGUCGAUGAUUUAA
Messenger RNA from Musca vetustissima, 498 nucleotides. RefSeq lists its product as uncharacterized. The transcript has 4 exons. NCBI's taxonomy places the organism in Eukaryota, Metazoa, Arthropoda, Insecta, Diptera, Muscidae. The record is from RefSeq and is a predicted model, not a curated record. Bases 1 to 498 code for a protein of 165 amino acids.